Cuscuta campestris is the source of this 761-nucleotide messenger RNA. Lineage: Eukaryota; Viridiplantae; Streptophyta; Magnoliopsida; Solanales; Convolvulaceae. The record is from the annotation of a GenBank genome assembly.
AGGAACAAACAAAAAGACAUUGGAAAAAUUUGAAGUUGAAUGAAAUUCAACAAGGUUAGAGAAUGUUUCUUUUUCUGUCAUAAAUUUAUCUUUAUUAUUUACGUGGUCAAAUUUUAUUUAUUUAUACUUAUUUGCGUUACUCAUUUGAUAAAAUAAUAUAACCAUGUUACCUCUUGUUUCGUGGAGCUUUUGAUGUAGUUGUUUAAUAUCGUAAACUGAAAUAGACGAUUUAAAAUUGGGACGUAGAGUAAAAUUUAAGAAUUUUAAUCUAAAAGUACAUAACCUUAAUAGCUAGAUAGCAAAUCUAUAAUUCUUCUUAUGGCAUUACCUAAUCUUUGUCUAGAAUCUUGUUCUUGUGUGUUAAGUUGUGCUAUUUUUCAUGGAAGAAAUCAUCACCAGCAUGCAGGCGCGAAAUGUCAAAGGGAAAAAGUUCUUCAUUCAUAUCAAAAGGCAAUGCCAUGGACCAGGAGUUUUCCAGAAAAAAGGUCUUGCACUUGUUUUGAAGAUUUCAUGCUUAUGGAAAGCUUCAAUAUUCUAUGCAAGAGUCCCAAUGUCUUCGAAGGUGUUUCAAAAGUGCAAUUUGCUAUUCUUGAGGUGGAAGCCAAACGACUCCUAAUUAAAUUCUACUAUGGUAUUGCUUAUCUCUAUGCUGAAAUAAUAUGGAGUGCUGUUGAUCAGCUGAUCAUGGAAAAAGCUUUAUGGAGUAUUUGUAAUUGAAAACCUUCUAGUGGGCCCAGCAAUAAGAAAUUUAUAGGGAGAAU